AUGGCUGUGGACUUUGGGGAUCCCGCCAGUGGUUUCCACCACAAUGAGGUGAUCCGUUUUAUCAACGAUGAAGUCCUCAUGAAUGGCGGCGGCCCGGAAUUCUACGUGGCCUUCCGCUCCCGAUCCUGGAGUGAGGUCGAGGACCGGCUUCAGGCAGUCGUGGUCGACCCGCAGGUACCGCGGUCCCUCAAGAGGGCCUGCGCCUGGAGUGCGCUGGCUUUGGCUGUGAGAGCUGCCGCGAGGCAGAGGGAGCAGCAGAUGCACAGGCUCCAGCAGCUGCAGGAGCAGGUGGAGGAACGCGAGGUAGCGUCCUGGGCUCUGGCCUCUGAGCUGCAGCAGCUACGAGAGAAGCGUGAGAUGGCAGCAGCACAGCUGCACUACGUACGGGCCGCCCUGCAGGUGACGCUGAAUGAGCGCGAUAUGCUGUAUCAGAGGCUGCUCCAGAUGGAGCCAUCUACCCAGUUUGCCCCUCCAGGCCAUGAAAUGGGUCUCGGGCUGGGGGCUGAGCAGCAACAUUGGGCUGCAGCGUGGCCCCUGAAUAUAGAGCAGCGGAGAGGGAUGGUGGCUAUGGAGGCACAUGGCAGGCUGUUUGGCCAGAUGCCAGCUCCAACAGCUGUUGUUUCCAUGCCUGGACACCCAGACCCCUGGGUCCAGACUGUACAACCACCUCUGCCAAUGACAGUGCCAAACUCUGUUCCUUUCUACCCACCAGUGGGGUUCCCAUUCUUGCUACCUCUACAACCCACGGUAUUCAUGGGAGCAGAAGCUGCAGCAGUUCCACCUUCACAGCCUCCUGUGGGGAUCUUCCCACCUGGCCCGUGGCCUGCAAUGGUCUUCCAGGAGGUGGCCCCUCAGAAGGACAACAACCAGGAGGCAAGUGCUGAGAUCCUCCAGGAGACAGUCCCCCCUGGGGACAACACCAGCCUCAGCCAGGAAGAACAUCCAGAGAUACUCCAGGAGAUGGCCUCCCUGGGUGAUGGUGGAAGCCACAACCAGGAAGAAGUCGUGCAGGGGAUCCAGGAGAGAGCCGUUCCCAGUGACACAGGGAGGCGCAUCCACGGAGAAGGUCUAGAAGGCCCUCGGGAGAUGGCACCUCUGGAGGACAAAGGGAACCAUACCCAGGGAGAAGAUCUAGUGACAUCCCAGGGACUGUCCCUUCUCGUGGAUAGUGAGUGCAGUAGCCAAGAAGAAGAGCCAGGAAAGUUCCAGGGGAUGGGCACCCUGGUGUUUCACAGAAGCCACAGCGGGCAAGAAGGUCCAAAGAAGUUCCAGAGGAUAGCUCCCCUGGAGUUUAGAGCAAGCCACAGCCAGCAAGAAGGUCCCGAAGAGGCCCAGGGGUUGGCCUCCCUGCGAGACAGCAGGAGCCGUGGCAUAAGAGAAAGCCCAAGGAAACCGCACACACAGUCGCGGAAGGCCAAGCAGCUGAAUGGAAGAACACCCUUGGAGUCCCAGCAGCAGCCUGCCCUAGGCUACUCUCCAGGAAAUUGGGACUGUCCUUCGUGUAAAACCAAUAAUUUUGCAGGGCGCAAAUGCUGCUUUAAAUGCAAGAGAGUCUUUAGGCCAGUUGAGAGUAGAUGCGUUGAUCCAGGACAAACUCAUUGA
Messenger RNA from Lepus europaeus (European hare), 1602 nucleotides. RefSeq names its product TEX13 family member D (gene TEX13D). The record is from RefSeq and is a predicted model, not a curated record. NCBI's taxonomy places the organism in Eukaryota, Metazoa, Chordata, Mammalia, Lagomorpha, Leporidae. The transcript has a single exon. Bases 1 to 1602 code for a protein of 533 amino acids.